Molecule: messenger RNA, 1491 nt
Organism: Nelumbo nucifera (sacred lotus)
Lineage: Eukaryota; Viridiplantae; Streptophyta; Magnoliopsida; Proteales; Nelumbonaceae
Product: F-box protein At1g55000
Molecular function (GO): protein binding
Source: RefSeq, a predicted model, not a curated record
CCCAUUUGUGAGAAGGAGAUCCCAUCACGCUCAAAUGUGCUUGUGGGGCGCCAAUCUAAUCUCAUUUUGCUGGGUGCCCCACGGGCGACAUUACGAAGUCAACCUAUUUCUCUUUAGAAUUUGGUAUUAUAAGUCGCUUUGAUCUUCACGGGUUCUAUUCACCGUCAGAUUGGUAUCAGUCGGACGGCAUCCCGAUCAAUGCAAGGUAGAGCAUGGCCUUGUUUAGUUGAUUCCAAUCCGACGUGACAUUAGCACCAACUUCCUCAUUUUGGGAUUACUCCAAGUUUCAGCAGUUCAGCUCAGUUAAAAACUCACGGCGACGAUCUCCUUCCUCUCUGCUCUCUGAUCUCUCUCUCUCUCACACACACACAUACAGACAGACUUCCGCAAACAGCCUCUCUCUCUCUCUAAAGUCAAAUCGAUUAUGGGAUGUUGUGGAGACGAAGAAGAUGACAUAUUCAAGCAGCUCAUCCCCAACAACCCAACCUCCUCCGCCGAAGACUUGCCCCUACCCAUGGGAGAUCCCCAAACUUCCAACGGAACCCUGGGUACCUCCGGCGGUAUCUCCCCAGCCUCCACCGACGAUGUCGUCAUCUCUCCUAUGAACUCGAAUUUCACCGCCCUCAGUUGCAGUGACAUUCUCCGUAGCAUCUUUGUGCGCUUGCCGGUAUCGGACCUCGCUCGAGCUGCCUGUGUUUGCCGCCUCUGGAACUCGGUUGCCUCUGACCGAGAGAUUCAGACCAGAGCUUUCAAAACCCUAUGGAAAUUGAAGGACGUAAUUGGGAAUCCCAGUUCCAGGAGCUUCUGGCGUGAUAGCAGCCUUGGUCGUUUCGCCAUCUCUCACCGACUGGUCCGAGGAGAUACCGUCGCUAGCCUCGCUGUCAAAUAUUCCGUUCAGGUCAUGGACAUUAAACGCUUGAACAAUAUGAUGAGUGACCAUGGCAUAUAUUCAAGGGAGAGGUUGUUGAUCCCUAUAAGUAAACCAGAUCUUCUUGUAGAUAGCAUCUGCUACAUAGAGUUGGAUACUUGCGCAAAAAGAGAAGUUGCUGUGUUGUAUUUAGAAGGCAUUCCUGGUGGAAAGCUCACCCAUCUAUCAGAUAGGUCAGCUACAGAGAGAGGGAAGAGGAGGGUAGUCGACUCAUUGAGGAGAAGCAUGCAUGUUGAUGAUAGUACAGCUGAAUAUUACUUGUCUAUUUCAAAUGGUAAUCCUCGGAUUGCAUUUUCAGAGUUUGCUGCAGAUCUUAGGUGGGAGGAGCAGGCAAGAUUUUCCUAAAUAAUCAAUAUGCAAAAUGAAAUGUUUAAAUGCUGGGUCAAGUGAAGAAUGCUGAUUGGGAUUUUAUGGUACUUGGCUUGCUUUUUAUCCGAAGGAACAUGUACAUAAAUAAUGUCUCCCGAAUUUGAAACUGUAUAGCAUUUGAUGUUUAUCAUAUUUCAGUGGCCAUCUACCAGGAACCAAGCAAAAGCAAUACAUAGUCUGCACCUUUUGUCUCA